Molecule: messenger RNA, 3647 nt
Organism: Carassius gibelio (silver crucian carp)
Lineage: Eukaryota; Metazoa; Chordata; Actinopteri; Cypriniformes; Cyprinidae
Product: forkhead box protein P4
Exons: 18
Coding region: 606-2696 (696 amino acids)
Biological process (GO): regulation of transcription by RNA polymerase II
Cellular component (GO): nucleus
Molecular function (GO): RNA polymerase II cis-regulatory region sequence-specific DNA binding; DNA-binding transcription repressor activity, RNA polymerase II-specific
Source: RefSeq, a predicted model, not a curated record
GCUGCAGCGCAGAAGAUAUGCGCGCGCCCGUUCUCGACGCAUUACGGUAGACCAAACUGUCCUCAAACACAUCGCCAACACAAGAGACAAGCAGAGUAAUUCAACACUGAUUUCUCUGCGAAUGAGCGAGGAACAGACGAGAUGCCAAAAACUCCAGCGAGAAGUAUUAUUGGGACUUUAGGAAAACUCACCGUGUGACUAACUGAAAGAAACAGAGAAGACCUGAAGCGACGAGGAGACGUAAAGAGCCGCGUGCUUGUUCUUCAUGAACUUUGAGGAGCGCUGUGACCAUGCAGCCUUUGAGCUAGUGCACGAUUAUUGUUUCCACUUAUCACCCUACUGAGUGACCAGUCUGAGAGAGGAAGCCAGUCAAAAAAGGAAAGGAAGACUAAUAAAGGCAGUUGUCGUUGAAAGUAAUGGUCUGAAGGCGACACUCAUAGAACAGGAUUUUUUCCUUUUUUUUUUUUUUUUUUUUUUUUUGCGUUGCUCUUCUGAAGGUUUCUGGAAUCACUGGGACGUUGACGAGAGCUGGAGGGACACAUCCACAUGGUCCAGCCGUAGAGUGAAAGUAGAGUUCUUCACAAUAUCCGAACAGGUGCCACGUGAUGAUGGUAGAAUCAGCAACUGAGACCAUUCGAACAACACCCUCCAAUCAAAAUGGAGUCAGCAGCCUAAGCAGCCAAUCAGACGGCGGAGGAAGAGAGGGUGGGUCCAACGGUGACACCACUGGGGAGAUCAGUCCGGUGGAUUUACUGCAUCUUCAACAGCAGCAGGCCCUCCAGGCAGCACGCCAGUUCAUCCUCCAGCAGGCCACAGGACUCAACUCCCCCAGCAGCAACGAGGUCAAACAGAGCCCCGUGCAGGUGCCGGUAUCCAUGGCGAUGAUGACCCCACAGAUGAUAACUCCUCAGCAGAUGCAGCAGAUCCUCUCUCCACCUCAGCUCCAAGCUUUACUCCAACAGCAACAAGCCCUUAUGUUGCAACAGCUGCAGGAGUACUACAAAAAGCAACAGGAGCAGUUGCACCUCCAACUCCUUACCCAGCAACAGCAAGCAGGGAAGCAGGCCAAAGAGCAGCAGCAGUUGGGAAAUAAACAGUUGGCUUUCCAGCAGCAGCUGAUUCAGAUGCAACAACUACAGCAGCAACACAUUUUGAAUCUACAAAGACAGGGCCUGGUGAACCUACAGCCGGGACAAGGAGCAGUACCCAUUCAGAGCCUGCAGCAAGCCAUGUGUCCCACGGACCUGCAGCAGUUGUGGAAGGAUGUGGCCUGUGUUCAGAGCACAGAGGAGGCCAUGAAACACGAGGGCCUCGACCUGACCACCAACAGCUCCAACACUACCUCAUAUUCAGCCUCCAAGGUCUCACCUCAAAUUCCCCAUCAUCCUUUGCCAAAUGGACAGAACUCUGUUCACACUCCAAAGAGAGACAGAGCAAGACUCUUUGAGUGGAUCUCGUCCUUCACCAAGGAGUCCAGUGACGAGCAUCUCAUGCCUUAUUCCAAAGGCACUUCCCUGCAGAGCACUCACUCAACCCACGAGGAACACACGGCCUCCCACCCACUCUACGGACACGGCGAGUGCAAGUGGCCUGGCUGUGAAGCGCUUUGCGAGGACAUGGGCCAAUUCAUCAAGCACCUGAACAGUGAACACGCCCUGGAUGAUCGCAGUACGGCCCAGUGCAGGGUCCAGAUGCAGGUCGUUCAACAGCUGGAGAUACAGCUGGCCAAAGAGAGCGAGCGUCUGCAGGCAAUGAUGACCCACCUGCACAUGCGUCCAUCAGAGCCAAAGCCUUUCAACCAACCUUUGAACCUGGCCUCCAGUGUGUCGCUGUCAAAAAGAGAAAGUGAGGGGUUUCCUGAGGGCUUGCCUCAUCCCCCCACCUCUGCCGCAACUCCCAUCACCCCCAUGAGGCAGGGACCCUCCGUCAUCAGCUCCUCCAGCCUGCACGGAGUCGGGCCCAUCCGUCGGCGCAACUCCGACAAGUUCUGCACCCCCAUCGCUUCAGAACUUGCACAGAAUUGUGAAUUCUACAAAAACGCUGAUGUCAGGCCUCCAUUCACCUACGCCUCCCUCAUACGACACGCCAUUCUGGAAACCCCUGACCGACAGCUGACUCUAAACGAGAUCUAUAACUGGUUUACACGAAUGUUCGCCUAUUUCAGGAGAAACACAGCAACAUGGAAGAAUGCUGUGCGCCAUAACCUGAGUCUGCACAAGUGCUUUGUGCGGGUCGAGAACGUCAAGGGUGCUGUUUGGACCGUGGACGAAGCGGAAUACCAAAAGAGGAGACCACCAAAGAUGACCGGAAGUCCCACUCUCGUGAAGAAUAUGAUUUCUGGGCUGGGAUUUGGCUCCCUGAAUGCCAGCUAUCAGGCUGCACUUGCGGAGAGCAGUCUUGGUCUUCUGAACAGCCCCACCCUGAUGAACAACAGCACGGGUGCGAGCCUCAACAUGCUGCAUGUCGGCCACGAUGAUGUCAGCAGCACUGUUGAACAAGUCAACAGUAAUGGCAGCUGCAGCCCUGGCCUUUCUCCGCAGCAGUAUGGACACCAAGUCCACGUGAAGGAGGAGCCAGCCGAGAUGGAGGAGGACAGCAGACCCGUGUCCCUCAUGGCAUCUGUCACUCAAAACCUGAGCAUGCCUGGCGAUGAGCGCGACAUGGAUGAGGAGCUUCCCACAGAGGAGCUGGAGUAGGAGCUCGCUGGCCCUGGCCCUCCCUCGUAUUCAAGAUGUUCAAGAUCAAGUGAGAAAACAAAGAUAAAAAAACCAACUACAACUUCAGAAACCAAAACAGGGUUAGACCUCAUCAGCUCCUAAUGCAAAAACACGUCCCCCACUCCACCCUUCAUUUUUUGUUUCCUCAGUCAGUCCCCUCGAGCAGCUGUGCGUUCAUGUCCUCCUGUACUUUGAAUCACGGUCUGAUAGAAGCACAGACCACCGUGUCUAAAGCUACUGAUGGAAACCUGACGUCAGUUUACAAGCUUAGUCAUUUGUUUCCCUCAAGGUUUCUCUAUUUUAAAUCUUUUUUAGCUUUAAUGUUGAUGUUCUUUGGGCCCUAAGAGCACUGCUUUUCCAUGGGAUAAACACACAGCGGUGAUUUACCUCAGAAAGAUGAAAAAAAGAGGAAAAAGAUGACAAACACACAUCUUUAGAACGACUUCUGCUUUCAACCAGAUUUUUGUACUUGUUCAAGAGGAUGCUGCAAGACUCACAGAUAAAUUCACCACUCUCGACAAAGGCAAAGACUGAAACAAAAUGAGCUGAAAGACUGGCAACGUUGUCCCUGGCCAUUUGACCAACUCCUGUUUUUUUUUUUUUUUGUCUCCCUUCCAUGACUGGACUAGAGAAACGGGGAGCGCGUUUUGUCUCGAGGUAGUGUUAGCAGAUGCUUGCGCUGUCCCUGUCUUUAUCUGAUGCUAUCCACAAGACUACCAGAACGUGUUUUCCCCCCUCGCUCUUUGUCAAACUAAACAUAGAAUAUGUUGCUACCCCCAAAAAAGGCGUUUUUCAGGAAAAGGAGCUCUUUGGCUGUUGUUCUCCUGUGGUGCUGUUAUAACAGCCAGACUGAUAUGAGGCUUGUGGAGGACCAGCUUAGAGACUUUAUUGACUGUAUUGUUGAUUAUAAUACAUAAUAUGUGUGCAGUA